Theileria orientalis strain Shintoku is the source of this 1335-nucleotide messenger RNA. RefSeq lists its product as hypothetical. The coding region runs from base 1 to 1335 and encodes 444 amino acids. The transcript is spliced from 6 exons. The record is from RefSeq and is a predicted model, not a curated record. NCBI's taxonomy places the organism in Eukaryota, Apicomplexa, Aconoidasida, Piroplasmida, Theileriidae.
AUGCCCAGUUUAUUUUUUGACGAUGUGUACAAGUCAGUUUAUCUCAAAGACGAGUUUUGGAAAAACGAUGCGGAAUCAGGGUUAUGGCACAACAAAACUAUAUGCCUUCUGGGCUUCGAUGACCAGCUUGACAGUUGCAGGGACCUGGUUGUCUGUUUGCUAAAAUCGCUCAUCACCAAAGGAGCCAACAUCGUCAAGUACCCUAAUAAGAAGGUCGAUGUGAGGAAAAUUCCAGUCCACUUUUACCUGUGUAACUACUCUUUGGGAGUUGAGGUGAAGCCCCCGAACUCAGUGGACUACAAGCUAGUCACGCCGAUAUGGCUUUACAGCUGUAACAGGGACAAUAAAAUCUACUCCUCAGACACAAUGCCGAUCUUCAGAGCAAACAGGAAGUUCAACUGUCUGCAGUUCGGGCGCAGCGACCUGCACGUUUCACUGAUAGGCUCCUUGAACAAUGUGCUCUGCGGCAGAGUGAGUGACAUGAGCGACAUCAAAUGCAGUUUCGACACACUGCACAGGUUCAUAGCACACUGCGGCUUCUCAUUCAUCGACUAUUCUCAACUAAAAGAUCAAAACUUCAAACACGAAGGGAAGCUGUACUUGCUGUUCUGCAAGACCUUCGACGAGAGCUUCGAGGACGGAAUCAUCGACGCGUCGGCCACCAUUCCCUGCUUAAGCAUACAGUGGCUCUUCGACUCGUACUUGGCAGGCGAGAUGAAGGAAACUAAGAACUACCUAGUCAGUCUGCAGAGAUACAACACCAAAUCGCAACUCAAGAAAAAGAAACCCAUGAAGAGAAACUUCAGCAACAGGGUGCUGUGCUUCUCAUUCGGGUUCGCAGUUGAAAACGAGCUCAACAACGUCGACUUGAAGGACUUCGAGGCCUCGGCGGCCUACGUGGUGAAUCCCAUAUACGUCCUGGCGCCCUGGGCGCUCAAGACUGAGAACCAGAACAUAAAGAAGAUGUACAACAACAUCUCCCUGGUCGAGGAGAAGAAGCUGAUCCUGUUCAUAUCAAAGAACGAGAGCAUGAACGAGGCGAUGGGACUUUUCGGCGAGCUCUCCCUCCUGAUUGAGAACUCCGUUCCCAGGUUGGGGAAGAACCUGGUGCGCAACAUUCGCGUCUACAACUCUCUCAACACCACCGCCUCAAACUCCAUCGAGGUGCCCUUCGAGCUCCUCGACGGGAACAAGCUAAACGUCUUCGAGAAGAACGUGAACGUGAACCUCUACGACCUGGCCGACAGCAUCACCUUCAUGGACAUCGAGGACCUAUCUCAGUACAAGGAGGAGGCCAACAUUUCCCAGAACACUCAGGAAAUACAUGAACUGUGA